UUGGUGUAUAAGAACAACAACCUCCACACAUUAAUUACUAUCUUCAUCAACAAACAAAAAAUGAAAGCCAUAAUUUCAAUAGUGUUUCUUCUUCAAGCAAUCAUGAACGCUGUUAAUCUGGUCACAGCUCAAUUCCCUGCAGAGCCUGUCUUCAGAUGCAGAGACACAGGCAACUACACAACAAGUUCUGAUUAUUAUAGAAACUUCAAAAGCGCAUUGAAUGCCGUUGGCAAUAUCAAUAAGUACAGUGGGGGAACUUUCAGUUCAUCCCAAGGCCAGAAAGAAACAGGCUAUGCCAUCGGCCUUUGCUCCGGUGUUUCUAGCAAAUGGGAUGGAAACUGUCAAGACUGUAUAUACCAGUUGACCACUUCACUUGUAGUAAAAUGCCCAAAUCAAAAGGAAGGUGUGAUGUGGGGUUCAAAUUGUAUGAUACGUUACUCAGAUCGUAAAAUAAUUGGAGUUCUUGAUGAUUGGGUUUGGAUAUUUUUACCAGAUAAACAAGGAAGUCUUGUAAAUAAGCCUGAUCAGUUUAACAAUGUGUUGAAUGAUUUGAUGAAGAGAUUACAGGGGGGAAGCAGCCGGAGGUACUGAUAAAAAAGCUGCAUUUGGGUGGAUAGUUUAUAAGCUUGAAAACACACCUGUGUAUGGGACUAUGCAGUGUACUGCUGAUUUAUCCAAGGAACUGUGCACUAAAUGUUUACUAAGUAUAAUUCUGUCACACCAUGCUUGUUGUAGCGGAAGAAAGGCUGCGAGAAUGUUGUCACCCAAUUGUUUUUUUAGUUAUUCAACUGAACCUUAUUCCAUAUGGAAACCAUAGCUCUGGCAGCUCACUACAAGAAAACAAAGCAUUAGCAGUGACACAUGUCGCCGCUAAAGGUUAGGCGGGUCGCCGCUAAUACCUUUAGCGGCGACAUGUCGCUGCAAAUGCGUCGUCAGUAUUGUCUCGUCGCUAAUACGCUUGUUGUUGCCGCUAAUACUCACAGUCGCCGCUAAUACUACCAGUCGUCGCUAAUGCCACACGUUGCCGCUAAUAAGUUGUCGCCGCUAAUACUUUCACGUCGCCACAAAAGAUGUCGCCGUUAAUACUCUUUUGAUUUUUUUAUUUUUUUUCUUAGUUUGUUUAUUUAACAUUAAAUUUAUAAUCAAUCCAAAUAUUAAUCCACUAGGUGUGAAACCCGUGUAUUACACGGAUUGAUUAAAAAAUAUAUAUCGAAGUUUAAAAUAAAUAGACAUAUUCAAUUAAUGAAUAAAUAGAAUCACUAUUCAGAAGAUCAUCCAUAAUAUCAAUGAUUGUUUUGUAAUAUUCAUUAAAUUUAU
This is a messenger RNA of Lactuca sativa (garden lettuce), 1317 nucleotides long. Its product is annotated as antimicrobial ginkbilobin-2-like protein. Lineage: Eukaryota; Viridiplantae; Streptophyta; Magnoliopsida; Asterales; Asteraceae. The record is from RefSeq and is a predicted model, not a curated record.